CGGCGUGCGGCUGGUCCAGACCUCGGUGGAGGCGACCAUGGCGGCGUUCUUGCGGGCGAGCGGCGCCGACCGGGAGAGGAAGGAGGCCGCGCUGGCGCUGUGGACCGACGUGGACGUGCAGGAGCCCGACAUCUGCGCACCGUUCUUCAUGCAGCUGACACGAUUCCAGGACGGUGGCUACGCCGUCGGCGCCAGCUGCAGCCUGCUCCUCGCCGACCCGCUGUCCCUCGCCGGCUUCCUCAAGUCGUGGGCUCGCAAGCACGCGGAGCUCCAGGCGCAGGGCAAGAUCGUCGCCAACCCGGUGAUCCAGUACACGCGCUACCUCCAGAGCGCAGGCGGCGCCGCCAGGCGCGUCAAGUCCGUCCCAGUGGACACCGACAUCGCCACCGGCACCACGACGACGACCGUGCUCUUCAGGGCAGCCGGCGGCGGCACGUCCGACCACCGUGCCCUCGCGGCGGCCUGCGUCGCCAUGGCCAUCGAGAGGCUCGGCGCCAAGGCGCUCCCGCGAUUCACGGUAAUGGCCCGCGACGGCUCGGAGGGGCUGAACGUCAAGACGUGCACGGCGGAUGGUGACGAGAAGCCUUGUAAUGGGCACGAACAUGCGCCACGGGUCUCGCACUGGCGCGAUGAGGCCGGUCUCGAGGACCUGACGCUGGAAGGGAACAAGCCCGUGCACGUAUCGUACUGCGUCUCGCCGUGCGCCGACGAGGGUCUCGUGGUUGUGAUGCCGGCAGGCGGUGCCGAGCUCUUGAUCAGUGCAACUGUUCCGAAUUACAUCUACAUGUAAUUUUGAAAUGCCCUGCGCUACAUGUAAUUCAAGGUGGAAAUUCGAUGCAGGUUAUAGAAUAUAAUUCCCUUUGAGCAUCCAAAAUCGAUCCUGGUAACACCAUUGGGUAGAAACAUUGCCCUCGGCAACGGCAGCGGCACACCCCGGAGCUCGGGAAUGGGGAGGAGCACGUCGCAGAGAAGGAUGCCCCGCCAGAGAUCGACCCAGCCCAU
Setaria italica (foxtail millet) is the source of this 1002-nucleotide messenger RNA. RefSeq lists its product as uncharacterized. The coding region runs from base 38 to 790 and encodes 250 amino acids. The record is from RefSeq and is a predicted model, not a curated record. The transcript has 2 exons. NCBI's taxonomy places the organism in Eukaryota, Viridiplantae, Streptophyta, Magnoliopsida, Poales, Poaceae.